UCUUUUUCUUCCUCCUUUCGCUUUCGCUUUGCCGAAUGCUGAUUGCUUGUUCAGUUGCUGUGCUUUUAUUAAGUUAACACCGACUUCUCGCGUAGCAGAUUAUACUCAUUAGUUUCUUUUCCCCUCCGACGACAAAGGUUUCAGCUCCUGCAUAUUCGCCGGCGAAUUUUGGCUUCUCGUGGUUUCUUGCUAUCCCAAGUGCAUCUGAGGCCUGGCCAUUUCUCGCAGUUGAAAAAGAAAGAUGGUUUCCGCGAAUAGGGAAAUGGCGGUGUAUUGCUUUGACACUCUUGUUGCUCACUAUAACAACGAGGAAGCCCCCCCUCCUGCCUUUGACGAGGGCCAACAUCCAUUGUUUGUUACUUGGAAGAAAGUGGUCAAUGGUGGUGAGCCUCGUUUACGUGGAUGCAUUGGGACUUUGGAAGCUAGAGGUUUGAUUAAUGGAUUCAAGGACUAUGCUUUAACCAGUGCUUUAAGGGACCGCAGGUUCCCUCCAAUACAGGCCAAGGAGUUGCCUUCUCUAGAAUGUACAGUAUCUAUUCUAACUAAUUACGAAACUGCUAACAACUAUCUUGACUGGGAGGGUCCAAAUCUUAGGCAGUGAAUGGAAGUUUUGAGUUAAGCAUGCAUCUUCAAGUCAAUGUUGCAGCUACUGCAUACCCUAAAUGCAGAAGACCUUUUAUGAUUAAUACUGUAACAGUUGAAAUAGAAGCAUAAUCUAAUAAUACUCAGGGCCCUCUGGAUAUGUAUUGUUAAAUCCUUGCAAGUUAUAACUAUAUGGUGAUCUUGUUUUGAAUUUUAUCGAAAGGCUCUCUCUUUAAGCUUUUAAAAAUUUCAUGUUCGUAGCAAAAUGUUGCCUUUUACAUCCUUAAGAGAAUGAAAAUAAAUCGUUCUUCACAAAUAAUAAGGUUUUGCAUAUUACUUUUGAAUGCAUGUAUCUUGUUGGAUCCUUGGACUAUUAUUGGUUAAAAGUUUGAGUCGCAAGUGGCCAUCAAAUUGGUCAAUGGUGUGACGGACUUAUUUUUACAAAAUUUCGUAACAUGGUGAUCUUUUCAAGUAGGGCACACCGGCACAGCAUCUUAUCACCUUUUGGAAAGAAAAUAACAGCUCUUACUUCUGAUGAUCCUGAUUGCAGGUUGGGGUACAUGGUAUGAUUAUUGAAUUUACUGACCCUAACAACCAGACUAGGCGGAGUGCCACAUAUUUGCCUGAAGUGGCUGCCCAUGAAGGUUGGGCAAAAUUGGAGGCAAUCGAGUCGCUGAUGCGCAAAGCUGGCUACAAUGGCAUCAUCACCGAGUCACUUCGAAAGUCUAUUAAACUGACACGUUACCAGAGCACGCUUUUCACGAUGACUUACAGCGACUACAUCUCGUAUGUGAAGGAAACCAGGGGGGUUGCAGCUCCGAUUAUUAAUGGGGUUAGUACUAAGCUUGCCAUGUAUUGAUUCUUUCUUCUUCCAAUCCAAGUAUAUUUGGGACAAAGAAACAACUUGGCUGUCAACUCAAAAAGGAAACACAUGGUUCUUUCAUUGUUGGUGUCAUGCCAUGGCGACCAAUUUGUAUUCAGAACUCCAUGAUGGCUGAAAAUUUGGCAGCUUAUGAUCUUCUGUUAGUGUCAUGUCACUGCGACGAGUUUAUAUUCAUGUUCAAAACCACGAUGGCUGAGAAUUUGGCAGCUUUCUGUGUGGGCGGCAAGGAGUUGUUCUGUGAACUCCUGGUUUCCUUGGUGGACUGCAUUACGAAUGUUGGUUUUCAUUUGGUAACCAUGUUUGCAUUCUGUUCCAUAUAAAGCUUCCCUUCAGAAGCUGUCGUGGCUUUUAAUGGAGUCAAGUCUGUUAACUAAUCUGUUAUUCAUCUUUGGACAGUAUUAGAGAUGACAAAAAACUGCUUUGUUGCUAGCUCCUGAGUAGGGGUGUCAGUUCGGGUCGGGUUUGGUUACCCGAACCGAAAUUCGAAAAAA
Molecule: messenger RNA, 1956 nt
Organism: Linum tenue
Lineage: Eukaryota; Viridiplantae; Streptophyta; Magnoliopsida; Malpighiales; Linaceae
Source: the annotation of a GenBank genome assembly